Messenger RNA from Aureobasidium musti, 819 nucleotides. NCBI's taxonomy places the organism in Eukaryota, Fungi, Ascomycota, Dothideomycetes, Dothideales, Saccotheciaceae. The record is from the annotation of a GenBank genome assembly.
AUGUUGACAUAUCGCAACGACGUCUUCAUUGCCGUUCUGGCCUUCUACACCUGCACAGGAAUAUUCUCGAUCAUCCGACUCAUCCAACAUGGUCUCAGAAAGACUGCCAGCGAACGCAUGUUACUCGUCUUCAGCAUCGGCAGAAUUCUUUGUGCUGGCUUCCAAUUAGCAACCAUCACGUACCCCACCAAUACUUCGAUCUGGGCUGGCUAUGUCACAACCUUCUCAAUUUGUGUCUCCCUCUUACUGUCGGCAUCACUUGUACUUCUCCGAAGACUUGCUCAACGUGCUGGAACCGACUUCCCUCAGGUCAAGGGUCGCGACUCGAUGAAGCUCUGUCAGAUCUUUGUCACGAUCGGUCUCAUUCUAGGCAUUGCAGGCGGUAUCAAGGCCGAUAACAACUGGGGUUCCACCGGCUCCUACCAACCCGAUGGAAUCCAGAAAGCCAGUAUCAUCAUCUUCAUCAUGUCCUGGGCUCUGGUCGUCUUCUUGACCAUUCACACACUCCGAAGUGCACAUGGCACAUCAUCCCACACACAGAAGAUUGCAGUCGCCGUAUUCGCAAUCAGUCUGCCCUUGCUGGCCGUACGCAUUGCUUACUCUGCUGUCUCCAUCUUUGCCCACCCCAAGUCAUUCAGCUCCAUUGAUGGCAGCGUCACUAUCAUGCUGUGUAUGGCUUUGAUCGAGGAGGCCAUUAUCGUCUUGAUGUACGAGGUGCUUGGGUUCUUCACGCUCGAGACCGAAAAGAGAACCAAGUCAGUCGGCAGUGAUUCCGACCAGCUCUCUGCUGUCGAGACUGGUGUUUAUACUGGAAAGUGA